This is a messenger RNA of Lacerta agilis (Sand lizard), 781 nucleotides long. RefSeq names its product cathelicidin-related peptide Oh-Cath-like. Lineage: Eukaryota; Metazoa; Chordata; Lepidosauria; Squamata; Lacertidae. Gene Ontology annotation, molecular function: lipopolysaccharide binding. Gene Ontology annotation, cellular component: extracellular region. The transcript is spliced from 4 exons. The record is from RefSeq and is a predicted model, not a curated record. The coding region runs from base 51 to 545 and encodes 164 amino acids. Gene Ontology annotation, biological process: innate immune response; antimicrobial humoral immune response mediated by antimicrobial peptide; defense response to Gram-negative bacterium.
GACCAAAUAAGUGAGCUGAGAUCCGGCUGCAGCCUCUUCUUGAAGCCAAGAUGACGAGCUGCCUUUGGAGAGUCUUGGUCAUCCUUGGCUUUUCUGCAGCCGCUGUUGCUCUGGCCCCUCAGCGAGUGGCGCUGAGCUACGAGGAAGCCGUUUCCUUAACCGCUGAGCUCUACAGCCAAAAGGCAGAGGUGGAUUUUGCCUUCCGGCUCCUGGAAGCUAAGCCACAGCCGGACUGGGACCCCCGGAGCGAAGAGCCUCAGGAUCUGGAAUUCACCGUCAAAGAGACGACGUGCUCAGCUGCCCAGCUGCUGACUGCGGCCGACUGCGACUUCAAGGAAGACGGGGUGGUGAAGGAGUGUUCCGGGACAUUCUCCAACCAGCAGCAGGCUCCUGUCGAUCUCAGUUGUGACCCCGUGGGUCAGAAGAAGCGGAUUCGUGCCAGGAGGGGUGCGGUUCGUGAUUUCAUAAAGAAAGCCAAGAAGAAGUUCAGGCCUGGAAGUUUCACUGUGAUUGGCCACGUGGGAGGUUGGCGGUAUCGUGGAUGAGUUGGGUGAGAAGAUGGGGACAUUGCCGCCCAAGGGAGAAGACGCCAUCGUUGCUGCUGGUGUUUUAACAGAGCCUGACAAAGACUUUCCCACUUUAGGACCGACGCAAGGCAGGAUCCGGCCGCUUGCCUGCAAAGCAGUUUCUUCUUCUAAAUGCUGGACAGGCCUUUCAGAUCCUGCCUUCAAUUUCCCACCUGCUUGUAAUAUGUUCAGAAUAAAUUAUUGCACUGUUUGAA